Messenger RNA from Chara braunii, 9990 nucleotides. NCBI's taxonomy places the organism in Eukaryota, Viridiplantae, Streptophyta, Charophyceae, Charales, Characeae. The record is from the annotation of a GenBank genome assembly.
ACGGGCGGGUGUGUCUGGAGAAGUCCACGUCGCGUCCCGCGAGGGUUGAAUAUGGCAGUCCGUACUCUGAACUUGGCAGCAGCAGCGGCAUUGCCUUCGUCGCCUGCGUUGCGAGUUCCAUGGUCCUCCCUGUGUCGAAGCCAACCUCCUGUCAUCGCCUGUUGCCGCAGCCAGUGGACUCGCGCGUGCUCUCGACUUGGCUCAGCUGUCGGUGCUUCUCCUUCCUCAAAUCGCGCGCGCGCGCAGACUCAGCCGCUGAUCGAUCCUCUUUGCUUACGUUUUGGCACCGGAUCCGCACCUCAGGUUCCACUUCGCCGUCUUCUUCUUCCUCGUCGUGGGCAGCAGCCGACGCUGCGCCGAGGGGGCCCGCUCGACGUGCUUGGUCCCCAUAGCUGCCCGCGUUCUUUCCAGGUGGCCACGUGGUCAGCUAACGACUACGUGGCGAUACCUGCCGCUACCACGUCAUCAGGCUGUUGGGAUCAACGUCACUCAGGGAACGGCUUGGAAGGGUGGGUGAGGAGGAGUAGGAGUGAUACCUGUCCCAGGUGUUCUUUCCCGCGAUCUCUCUUUCCCGCGCUUUCGGGUCAUCUCGGGCGAAUAUCUUCUCCUUCUGCUCGGAUUCUGCCGACGCAAAGUGUGGCACUCGGAAAUUGCCGAGGACGACGGAGAGGAAGAGGGGCUGUUAUCAAGCCCGUCGUUGACUCGUCGAGUCGAACGCAUCGAGCGGUGGGAGAUCGUCGUCGGAGGAGGUGGGAGUCUGGCUGCGCUAUCGAAGCCACUGGCACCGGGCGCGUAGGUAAUUAUACAAGCAGUCGGUGGUUCGAGACCCGCAAGCAACGGCAGCAGGAGCUGCGGCGGUCGCCCGCUGAUUGUUACCGACACGUGUCGACAUCACCGUCGACGAUGGCGUCGGCAAAGUUAGAGAGAGGGGAGGGGGAUGAUGGGGGGAAACAGGGGGAGAGUGACUUGCGCUUGUCCGCGGCAGAAGGGGAGAAAGAGCUGUCGGCCCUGGAACAGAAGAAAGCCAACAGAUUAGUCGACGAACAGAGUCCUUACCUGCUGCAACAUGCGUAUAACCCUGUGGACUGGUAUCCUUGGGGAGAGGAGGCAUUUGCUAAAGCGAGGUCGGAGAAUCGACCCAUUUUCUUGUCAGUGGGAUACAGCACAUGUCACUGGUGUCAUGUGAUGGAGGUGGAAUCGUUUGAGAGCGAAGAGGUGGCGAAACUUAUGAACGACUGGUUUGUGAAUAUCAAGUGCCACGUCAGCAGUGCCACGUCAGAGACAGUGCCACGUCAGCAGUACCCCGCCACCAUGACGGGCGCAGCUCUGGGCAUGUCAGGCCAACUGGCCAAUGAGUCCAUUGCCGACUACAAAAAGCGCUUCCAGGCUCAGCUCGCUGCAAUCGAGGCUGAGGAACAACGCCAGCUGGCAGUCAAGGCUGCCCAGCUACAGGCUGAAGUGGCAACAGCAGAGAAGCUGCAGCUACAGGCCGAAGCAGACGCAGAUACCCAGGCUCGCCGCAAGGAAGCCCAGGAUCUGCUGCUGCAACAUGAAGCCAACAGCAUCGACAGAUUCAAGUUCUGGCACUUUGAACCGAACGGCGACGAACCAACACCGGAAGAGAAGCAUAAGGAGUUCAUGGCCAAGCUUGUGACCAGGCUGGUUUGCACAUGUAACCACCUGCAGUCCGAGCUGGCAAACCUUCAGCGGGUUGUGCGGAACCGUAAGACUCAGCAUGAGGAUGCCACACGGGCACUGGACGCCCGUGUACUGGACCUGGAACAGGCUGUACCAGGACCAGCUGCUGGGGCUUCCAGCAGUGCAUCCUCUAGCCACCAAUUGGAGGAAUGCGUUGACCACGUAGUGGCAAUGCUAGGAGACAUAAGUGACUUCACAGAGCCGGCCACCAUCAGCCAGCGGUUCGAGUUGCUGGACACUAAGAUCAGUCAGCAACAGCAGACCGACCACAGCCACAACAAUAGCUCGGCAAGGCCAUACAAGAUGCCGACUGCUCUGUUCAUCAACACCAAGGGAGGAUGUCAGAUCUGGCUCAGCCACAUGGCAACCAUCCACGGCGUCCAGGUUUCAGACCUGCACAAGGUCUCCUGGGCGGAUAUGGCAAAGGAAUGGAAGAAGCGGUUCAUAGUGGAUGACGCACCCGCGCUCGCCAUCAACCGCAUCUUUGCGAUGGCUCAAGGGAGCACACCGAUACGUGACUGGCUCACAGAUUGGCAGAAGAUCGUGGCCACGCCCGAUCUGGACUUGCCAUUUCCGCAUCUGCGCCGUGAGUUCUACAACAGGUCAUGCGCCGCUCUGAGCCUCGCACUUGGUGAUCACGAGCAGUACCACACUUCCGCAGAGAUCAUCAACAAGGCGAGAGAGAUCAUCAAGACCAACAGUGGAUGCCGAACGAUUGCCGAACGAUUGCCGAAACCGCAUUGCAAUGUGCUCAUGGCACAAUUGCGGGACUACUUGCACACUGCAGUACCAGCUCCGUUGAUGGACUCCAGAGCAGAGGUUGUCGACCUUCUCGCGUACAUCGCGAAGAUUGACCGCGAGUUCAAGACGCAACGGUACGACGACAUCGACGCACCAUUGCUAUACAUACGCAUUCAGAUUGGAGAGGCGACCUGCAAUGCCUUGAUCGACUGUGGAGCAUCUCACAACUACAUCAGCCAGGACUUCAUGGUACGCGCCGGCCUUGGCCCACGUGUCCGGAGGAAGUCCCAGCCUACGCAAGUCACGUUGGUAGACGGUCAUACGCACAAGUCAAUCGACCGGUGCAUUGACGCCGUCCCCGUGUACUUUGCCCCUCACGCAAGUGAGGCGGUGUCCUUUGACAUUCUGGACACCAAAUUUGACAUGAUGUUGGGCAUGUCAUGGCUGCGAAGCGAGGAUCACCCGGUGAACUUCUUCAAAUGCACUGUUCACAUUCGUGAUCGGAACGGAGUACUAGUUCCAUGCACGGUGCCUCUUCCUCAUCCUUCUAUCAACUGCCACGUGGUAUCCGCCGCAAGCAUGCCCGCAUGGAGUAGUACAGGAUCGGCCCAUCCGCCACGAGAUCAUCGUCGAGAACGGGGCCGUACCUCCGCGCGGCUGCAACUACCGAAUGAGCGAGGAAGAAGUGUGCUCCGUGCACAACUCGACGAACUUCUAGAGAAAGGUUGGAUUCGGCCUAGCUCAUCGCCAUACGGUGCUCCUGUCCUCUUCGUCCGGAAGAAGAACAAGGAUCUGUUGGUGUGCAUCGAUUAUCGCAAGCUCAACGCGCAGACGAUCAGGAACGCCGGCCCUCUCCCACGCAUCGACGACCUUCUCGAGCGAUUGGGCGGCGCCCUGUUCUUCUCUAAGCUGGAUCUCAAGUCAGGGUACCACCAACUUGAGAUUCGCAAGGAGGAUCGCUACAAGACCGCGUUUAAGACACGAUAUGGGCAUUUUGAAUGGCUGGUCAUGCUGUUUGGCCUUACGAAAGCCCCAACCACUUUCCAAGCGGCUAUGACAACGGAGUUCCGACACAUGCUGGAUCGGUUUGUACUCAUCUACCUCGACGACAUCUUGGUGUAUAGUCGGAGUUUGAACGAGCAUGUGGAACACCUGCGCACCGUUUUGAAGCGGCUACGACAAGCCAAGUACAAAGCAAACCGCGACAAGUGCGAGUUCGCACAGCAGGAGCUGGAAUACUUGGGACACUAUGUGACGCCGCAAGGCAUCCGUCCGCUUGCUGACAAGAUCGAGGCCCUACGAGUAUGGCCCGAGCCCACCAACAUCACGGACGUUCGUUCAUUCAUGGGAUUGGCGGGCUACUAUCAGCGAUUCAUCACCGGAUACUCGAGGAUUGCUGCACCAAUGACGAGGUUAAAGUCGCCAAAGGUGCCAUUCGUAUUCGAUGAUGCCGCACGCCGGUCAUUCCAAGCACUUAAGACGGCUAUGCUCAUGGCACCCGUCCUUAGCAUCUAUGACCCCACCCUGCCGACGCGAGUGACUACGGACGCUUCCGGCUAUGGCAUUGGGGCAGUCUUGGAACAGCACGACGGCGAUGACUGGCACCCUGUGGAGUAUUUCAGCCACAAAGUGCCUCCCAUCAACUCGCUUGAUGAUGCGAGGAAGGAGCUGCUCGCAUUCGUCAUGGCUCUCAAGCGAUGGCGACACUUUCUCCUUGGGCGUCGUAGGUUCACAUGGGUCACGGACAACAAUCCAUUGACUUACUACAAGACGCAGGAUACGGUGAGCAGCACGAUCGGACGAUGGAUGUAYUUCAUCGACCAAUUUGACUUCACACCGAAACAUUUGCCCGGCCUCUCAAAUCGCGCAGCAGAUGCACUCUCGCGAAGACCCGAUCUUUGCGCUAUGACACAUCAUGCCUUCGCAUUCGACGAGGAGCUUCAGCGACACUUCAUCCUGGCAUAUCAGUCUGAUCCGGACUUCGGCACGCUCUAUGCACAGCUAUCUUCGGAUCACCCGCCGGCUAGCCAUUACCGCAUUGCCGACGGGUACUUGCUCCUCCACUCGAGAUGCAAGGACUUACUAUGUGUCCCACGCGACCGUCAUCUUCGGACUCGCCUCCAUGAUUCACGACUCACCGGCCAUUUCGGAGUCAACCGCACUAUUGCACGGCUUCGACAGCGAUUCCGAUGGCCCGACCUCAUUACCGAUGUCACUCGGUAUUGCGACUCUUGCGAAGUUUGCCGACGCAGCAAGCCCCGCAACCGCAAUCCUUACGGCGAGUUACACCCGAUGCCUAUCCCACGGGAACCCGGUCUCUCCAUUGCCAUGGACGUCACCGGUCCGUUUCCUCGCGACCGGCUCGGGCACGACGGCAUCCUCACGGUUGUGGACCGAUUGAGUAAGUACGCGCGUUUUCUCCCUUGCAAGUACUACUCCAUGGCUCCCGAGCUGGCACGCCUACUGCACACUGGUUGGAUUUGUGGCUACGGUGUUGAUCGGGAGGAGCGGCCUGAUGUGGACAAGGUCUACAUGACCUAUGUUCAGGCAAUGCAAGGCAGUGGUGGGUGGCCUAUGAGUGUGUUUCUGACUCCUGACCUGAAGCCAAUCGUCGGAGGAACGUACUUCCCUCCAAAUGACAUGUAUGGGCGGCUUGGGUUCAAAACUGUGUUGAGGCGAGUGAAGGAAGCAUGGGAGAAGUCACCGGACAAAUUGCGUGAAGGAGGUGAUCAGGCCAUUCAGCAACUAGCAGAAGCCACGUCAGUGUGGGCGGAAGCAAGGGACAUGGCCAAUGAAGAUGCACUGGAGGCGAUUCAGCUGUGUGUAAGCCAGCUGGCGUCAAAAUAUGAUGGGCGGCUUGGGGGCUUUGGAGGUGCUCCAAAAUUUCCAAGGCCAUCUGAGAUCAACAUACUGCUGCGGCGCCAUCUACGACUGGCACAGAGAGGGGAUGUGAAGCAGUCGGCUGAUAGGGUCCUUGGGAUGGCUUCCUUUACCCUCAAGUGUAUGUCCAGAGGGGGCAUGCAUGACCACAUAGGAGGGGGGUUCCAUCGCUACAGUGUGGACGAGUAUUGGCAUGUUCCUCAUUUUGAGAAAAUGCUGUACGAUCAAGGACAACUGGCAAAUGCGUAUUUGGAUGCAUUCCUGAUAACUUCAGACACACAUUUUGCGACGAUGGCAAGGGAUGUUCUGGACUAUCUUCGGCGAGAAAUGACUUAUCCUGGGGGUGGAUUCUUUUCUGCAGAAGAUGCUGACAGUGCAGAAUAUGAAGGGGGACCAAAGCGGGAGGGGGCCUUCUAUGCGUGGACUACAGACGAGUUGGAGGACAUUCUGGGGUCGGAGCGGUUCAAGGUGUUCGCUUCGCAUUACUAUGUAAAAGAGGAUGGCAAUUGUGACCUGUCGAAACGGAGUGAUCCGCAUGACGAGUUCAAAGGGAAGAAUGUUUUGAUUGAAAGGUCAUCGCUUGCUGAAACUGCAGCCAAGUUUGGAUUGCCGGAAAACAAAUGCGCGGAACUUUUGGGCCAGUGUCGUCUGGAGCUUCAUUUGCAUCGCAAGAAGCGACCCCAUCCGCACUUGGAUGAUAAGAUCAUCGUAGCAUGGAAUGGAUUAGCCAUAUCUGCCAUGGCGAGAGCAUCGAGGGUAUUGAGAUCGGAACCAGUGGAGAUGAAGCACCAUUUUCCUGUAGAAGGCUGCAAUCCAGCCGAAUACUUGAAAGCUGCGGAGAAUGCGGCAUCGUUCCUGGAGGAAAAACUGUAUGACCCAUCCACGAAGAGGCUUCGGAGGAAUUACCGCAACCUCCCUUCAGAAGCAUUGGGCUUCAUUGACGAUUACGCGUUUCUGAUUGGAGGAUUGAUAGACCUGUAUGAGGCCGGCGGGGAUAUCAGAUGGCUGACCUGGGCAUUGGAGUUGCAGAACACCCAAGAUGAGCUGUUCCUUGAUAAGGAGGGUGGAGGCUAUUUCAGCGUGCCAGAAGGCGACUCUACCAUCCUGCUGCGCAUGAAGGAAGAUUACGACGGUGCCGAGCCGAGUGGCAACUCGGUUGCAGCGACGAAUCUCCUUCGUUUAUCUGCGAUGCUGUACGGGACGCGGGCGGAAAAUUACCGCAGCACUGCGGAGCACGUCAUGGCCGUGUUCGCAUCAAGGCUGAAGGAUAUCCCCAUGGCGUUACCUCAGCUCUGCUGUGCCCUUGAUCUGCACACGUCAAAUAUCAAGCGCCAGAUUAUUGUUGCAGGGGUGAAGGGCAGGCGAGAUGCUGAACUGUUAACGAAUUGCGCUCAUUCCACAUUUGAACCAGAUUCUGUGGUAUUGUUUGUCGAUGAUGAAGAUGAGAAUGUCCGUGCUUUCUGGCACGAGCACAAUCCGAAUGUAUUGGCGAUGGCGAAGAAGUUAGACGGCAAGGCUGCCGCGUACAUUUGUCAGAACUUCGUCUGCAAGGCGCCAGUUACAGACCCCGAGAGCAUGGGGAAGAUCUUGCGAGAACCACCAGCGCCGGCAUUCAAGCUCAGCACCCUAGACAUCCAGUCUGCUAUGGAUCAGGCAACCCGUCCAGUGAGCUAGUGAGACGCCUCAUGAGCCGGGUCUUGUGUCGUUCCAGUUGUGUGCGCCAGAGUAUGUGAAGAGCACAACAAAUUGUUGACGGAAGUAGAACAGGUAUCGGCAGAAAACGAGUCUUGGUUGGAAGUCCAUUUGAUACUUAGCAUCUUGCCAAGGAGGAGGAGGAGGAGGAGAUAGGACUGCCAUGAGCAGGAGGAGGAGGAGGAGGAGGAGGAGGAGGAGGAGGAGAUAGGACUGCCAUGAGCAGGAGGAGGAGGAGGAGGAGGAGAUAGGACUGCCAUGAGCAGGAGGAGGAGAUGGGACUGCCAUGAGAAGGAGGAGGAGGAGGAGGAGGAGGAGGAGAUAGGACUGCCAUGAGCUUCUCAGGAGUAGUAUGAGCUUUUCUUUCAGAGCUACCUUGUUCCCUGUGCCGAGGAGGAGGAGGAGAUAUGACUGUCAUGAACUUUUCAGUAGUAGUAUGAGCUUUUCUUCCAGAGAUACCUUCUUCCCUGUAUCUGGACUGGAAGUUGGUCUGUAUUAGGACUCUUUUUUCUUUCAGAUACAACGUCCGGUCAUUAUAGCUGUAUAUUUAGACUGAAAGAUACCCCAAAUACAGCUACACCGUGUAUUCGGCUAUCCGAUGUAUUCGGGAGAAGAAGGUAGAGUUUGGGAUGUAGCUAUUCGGUCUAUUCGGCAAAGAAGGUAGAGUUUGGGAUGUAGCUAUUCGGCUAUUCGGUAUAUUUGGGAGAAGAAGGUAGAGUUUGGGAUGUAGCUAUUCGGUGUAUUCGGGGGAAGAAGGUAGAGUUUGGGAUGUAGCUAUUCGGCUAUUCGGCUAUUCGGUGUAUUCGGGAGAAGAAGGUAGAGUUUGGGAUGUAGCUAUUCGCCGUAGUAUUCGGUGUAUUCGGGGGAAGAAGGUAGAGUUUGGGAUGUGGAGCUUUACGAGCCUGCGUUGCACGACUUCAGCAGUUAACAAGUUCACAUUUUUCACACUUCUGUGGAAUUUUUACCCCCAAAACAGCUACACAAUGUAUUGGGAUGUGAAGCUUUAAGAGCCUGCAUUGCACGACUUCACCAGUAGACAACUUCACAUUUUCGCACUUACUGUGGAAUCCUUGUAUAGACGGUACAAUGGAGGAACAGAGUAGGGAAGGAAAGGUGUAAGCGAAGUGGAAAGGGAGCACAACGUUCGACUUCACACGUUUUUCACAGUAUCGCCCAAUCAGGGAGCAGCAGAUGCAAGCGUCACGAAUGUGGAAAAUUGAUUCUCUGUCUCUCUCUCUCUGUUUUCAGGACGUCGUCUUCAUCAUGGUCUAGUUUUCUAUCAAUCCGUUGACGGAUUUCCCAAAUGGCCAUCUCGCCGACUUCAACAAGGGUCCAGAUCACAACAGCAUCCAUCCUCUGUCGUGUCCCCAAACAGGCGCGCCAUCUUUUUUCUUUUUUUUAACAGGCACGCCAUCUACUACAUCGAGGGUUGAAGCGUUCAUUGCACAACAGCAUCCAUCCUUCUUUGGGAUCCCCGACAGAUGUCAUCUACUUCAACAAGGGUCCAGUUCACAGCAGCAGCGUAUUGACUUCGAAAAAAUGGUUCAGCGCGUCUAUCAAUCAUGCACAUUUUGGCAAAGCACUGUAGUGCAGCCUUGGAACAGCCUACUGGUCUCUGCAUGCGGAGUUGGUUUGAUGGGCCUAGCGUCUUUUUUAUCCGAAUAUGAUGCCCAAUCAUUAUAACUGUAUCGGGAGCAACCUUCAGCCGACACCAGUGGUUUGACUCAGCAACUUUCAGUCCGCAGCAGUUUGACUCGGCGCUGGGUGAAGACAGUGGCGUCUCUCUCUGCAUUUGAAUUUGAAUUCAGUCCUAUGUGUAGCUGUUCUCGAUGGCCAUCGCCGACUUUCAUCGAGGGUACGGUCAUCGGUCACGCUGCCAAUAAAAAGUUGAAAACACAGCUUUUAGGCACUGUUGUGCAGCGUGCUGCGGUUGCGCGACUCUUUUCUGCGUAUCCUCGGUUCAAUCAAGUUCAAUGUAUAUGAGCCUAUGAGGCCGAUAUCGCCGUGUCGUCCUCAGCUUAGCCAAGAUGUACACUCGCGUUCUAUUUGUCCUGAUCGGUUGUAUGCUCCGACCACUCUAUCAAGGUCCAGAUUCAUUCGUUUCGGAUCCCCAGCGUGGCCUGAUUCAUCCUUUUAGUGGAUUCUCUUCGCUCUGUGCACAUCUACUGUGUCCAGUGUGUGUGUCUCUCUAUCGGGUAGUUUGUGUCGGUGGUAAGUAGGUGCGGAAUGUGGUCGCGGCCACCGCAACUGCUUUGGAGGGUGAACUUUUUGCCGCCCGACUGCCUCGGUGGCGCCCCAAUUACGUCAUCCAUUCCCCCUUCGUUUCGGAUCCGAUGGUCAACUCAGCAAAAAAGAGUAUUAAAAAAAAGAAAAAAAAGUGACCGGCACAGAGAUUGAUAGUCUGUGAGACUGUUGAGGUGCAGUUGGUUUGUCGGCCUCUCUGAGUACCACUCGAGGCCAGAGGAGAUCAGUGGGGGGCUGUUCCUUCAAAGAGUAUAUGGAAUUACAAAGGGGUAUGCUUGAAAUGAAAAGGCGGGGAGUGGGGGAUGUGGUUGGCAUAAAAAGGGGUUUUGUCUUCAUGUGAAUUUGGGACUUGAAGCAAAGGAGCAAAAGAUUUGAGAGUAUUCUUUCGGGUGUGGUCGGAGUUUCAGCUCGUGUUUCGAUAGGUAUGCUUGAGGUGAGAUUCGAGUGAGAUGGCACGAUGUGCAAGUCAUGUCGUCAUGGGUGGAGGGGUGGAGGGGGGCCUUGUUCGGGGGUGUAAGGGUGGCAGGGGUUGACUUGAAAUUCGGACCGUGCUGUCGCAUCUGGCAGCGGAAUCCAUUUCCUUUUGUCAUUUUGAAAACUGACCCGUCGACUCGUCGCAGAAGUACUGAAUAUAUGAGAAUGGUGCACUGCCCCAUCCCUCCCACUCCCCCCUUGCUGUUUACGAUCAUCAAGGAAGCUGAUGGUGGUUGGAUGCAACAAACUUUUCUAGAACGA